GAGUUGAAGAGGACGAGACUUGCGAUGCGCAGUUUGUUUCAGCCAGCUAAGCUGAAGGAGAAAUCUUGUGUCUCUAAUCAGAGGAGUUUUCUGUGUGCACGACGUGGUUCGUCAAACUAUGUAAGUAUCAACGCUUCAUGAAUUAAGUAUUUCCUUCAUGACAAUAGUUACGGCUUCAGAUGAUAAUGACUGAUGAAAUUCUACUAUCAAAAAUCACAGGAUCCUCCCGCACGCUUUUGAAUGUUUUUAGCCACUGCUAGCGUAGACGAUAGUUCUUUAGACUAAAGAGAUUUCCCCAGUGAACGUCAUCCGUUAUGUAAGUACAAGUAGACAGAUCAAGAUACUGUAGAACGAGUAGCGGAGGUUCUAGCUUUUAUUCAUGGUAGUUAGCAGUUUCUGGUUUUUUUCAUUCUUAGCUAGAAUUCCUUGCGAGGCAUCGAAAAUUAAGCAACUUCCCGAGCCUCGUUGAGCAAAGGCAUGAGCACAGGCAUGGCUCAGGCUGCUCAGUCACGUUGAUCAAAAGAAAUUUCCCUUUGUAAGAGAAGGGCACGGGCGACAGCAACAGCAUGAAGGUCUGGUGGUCUAGUCUCGCAAAUUUUCGACUCUUCUAAACCGGUAAUAGAGUUUUCUCGAUCAAGAUCGAUGACAAGAUAUUUGGUUUGAAACUCUAGGCAAAGUAGCGAGAAUUUUUAGCUCUACACUCGUUGUCAAGGGUCAAACAUGCCUACUUGACUGCAUUUUAGUGAACACGUAUACUUUGCUGUAACAAGCAAGAACUCGCAGCUCAAAAAAAAAUCUGUCGCACUACAACAUCGCUUGAUCAGUCUUCAUCUGGGGAAAAGAAAACGUUAAAGGAAAAAAUCAAAAUAUUGAUGUCACACUACUGACGCGGGUGUAAGUAUUAAGUAGCUGUUGUCGAUUCAUUUUCAUUUUGGUCGCUUGCUCAUUUUCCAGCCGGACUCAGUGCAGACACACACACUGUGCUGGUCAGAUCAUCAUCAUCGCCAUCAACUGCACAAUUUUACUCCAUUUUGAGCAGCUUUUCAGACCUAGAGAGUUGUGAGGUCGCGUGAGUAAGCAGUCAGUGUUUAUAUGUGACCCAAUUGGUCCUAAGAGGAUAGUGCUAUUUGGUUCCACUUCUUUUUGUCCAGGUUUUGUUACAUUCGAUAAGUAAAAGACUUGACGUUCUGAACAACAACAAAAAGAAACCCUCUACAACUAACUUCAAGCGGCUACCUCCUCUACUAAAAAUCCUUACAUGAUCUCCUGUUGAACUCGAAAGCAUUCUCCUUCCUAUGCUGGUUGGCUUCAUAUAUCGCUCUUAUUGAGAGGCGCACGGGAGCAGAGCAGUAUUACGGCAAAGCGGAAAUCAUGCGUACUGCUCAUCAACCGUCCAAUUAUAUUUGUUGUGCAUCGUGGAUGAAGUGGAUUGUAAUUAGAUGCGAUUCAUUGCGAUGACUGCUCUGCUGAGUCAUUUUUUGAGAGGCUGAUUCAGGCUCCCACAAUUUAUCUCGUCCUCCUAUGGAUUGUCUCCGCAUUCCAUGAUUGAAGUAUCUGAAUCUCAUCUUAUUGUCUAAAAAUUGAUACUAGAAGAUGUAGAUUGUGAAUCCACCUCGAGAACAACCACUACCACUAUUCAACAGGUUUGUUUAAUCCCCGUGUGAAUUUGAAGCGCGCGGCGGCGCUAAAGCGUGAGACGAGUGAGGAACCGAACUCAGCUUCGACUGGCCGAACAACGUCAGGGGAUUCAUCUACCACUGUAGAUCGAGACUCCUCGACCACAUCUACCAUAGUCGAUCAGCAAGAUAGUUGUCAACAAGAUAGUUCUUGCAGGACCUCAGGAACUAAGAGGGCUCGGACAAAUGGAGGAAGCGCUGAGGCGAAUGGGGAGUCACCGCCAACAAGCAGUUCGCCGUCGCCCAGUCAUCAACAGGUGAGCAGGGAGGAUAUCAAGUCUAGUAGUGCUGGCGCGCAUGAUGCAUCGACGACUUCGAGUGCAGGAGCUUCCUCAACUUCAAGUGCUGCCACCUCGACUACUUCUCCAAAAGUCACCGUGGCUAGCACCUCUUCUUCAAGCUCCUCUGCAACGAAAAGUCCCGAUGUUGCACCUGUACGUCCAAUUUUGACAUCAGAUUUGUCAAGAGCCACUACUACUUCUUCUAGCGACCAAGCACCCCUCCCUCCAACAAUAACGCAGAGUCAGAAGUCAUCCCCCACUGCGCGACCAAUGAGGACGAACUCAGCAAGGGCAGCUACCAUGCGGUUACAAGCUGCAGGAGGACUAGGCUUGGGCGGUUUGUACGACUUUUUGCCGCCGCCAGAUCCGGAGAGAGACCGUCAAGCGGGAGAAUGGAUGAAAGAAAAGAAUAGUUACUCAACAGGAGAAAUAAAGCGAACGGAUCAACCGUCGAAGGUAAAAAUUUGAUUGGAUUAUACCUUUGUUGUAGGAUGUCCGUCUAACAAUAAUAGAUUGACGUGAUGAAGUGUACCGCUUUUCAACAAGAAAUAGGAUUUUUCAUAUCCUUUUAGACUACCUUUUCACGAAACCACUAGGUCAUUUUCCUCGACGUCGAUGGUGUGCUUCGACCUGUGUCGAGGACCUAUGCCGUGAACUGCGUUAGCGUCGAUGUAGGUGGCGGACAAAACGUACAACUGCCUUUGUCGGGAGAUUACGAUUUCAAAAGUGGAGCUCUGAGCGCUUUGAGGCAUAUUCGGGAGCAAACUGGCGCAGUCCUUGUCAUGAGCAGCGAAUGGUCCUCGUUUCUUUUCAUGAUGUUGAUGAUACAGAGUUCGAGAAAAUCUUAUACGUACUGUACAUAGAUUCAAUAGACAAUGCAGCUAACUCGCAAGGGUCGUGAGUCAAUAUGAUCAUGUCUUUGUAAGCUAGUGCUAUAUCGUAAACAUUAGUUCAAAAAAUUCGGAGUAGCAGGGAUCAUGUACUAGCAGGAGAUGUGUUACUACUACUUCAUAUCUUCCACAACUCCGACAUUCACUAGCUUUACCUCUUGAAACACAGGCGUCGACACAGCACCUUGAAAGAUACGAUUGAGAAAGUGUUAAGACUGCAGAAGAUAUCGCCCAAUGGUCUAGCAGGUGCUACGACUACAGAUAUAGAACGCGCGUUAGGAACGGGAAACCCAGUGGGUAGUUUCGCAGACCGAAGAGCGCAGGAGAUAGGGAUGUAUCUGAAAGGUAUACGUGGAUGCACUUUGAAAUCCUUUUCAGUCUUCAAAUGAUAAUGAGCUUCAUGAUAUUCUUCCUCUCUUUCUUCACUGUGCUCAACUACCCACCUGCAACCUGAUAAUUGGAAAAUAUCGUGAUCGCUUUUAACACUUCAAGAAACUACUCUGGGCAACUACAAAAAACAGAACAUCCUCACGUCACGCACUGGGUCGCCCUCGACGACAUCGAUUUAACGGUGGCUGACGAUAUGCCGAGAGUACCCCAUAGGGCCAGAAUACGGGGAAACUUUAUCAGAACUGACGAUCAACGAUGUCUAACGCUGAAUGAUGCUCAAAAAGCCAUCGCUAUUCUAGAACGACUGGGAGUGGACGAUGAUUUUGAGGCAUCAUAAGACUGUCGACACCUGCUCUACUAGACCACACGACCAAGACAGUCACAGUUGUUGUAUAUUACACAUACAUUGACGAUAUCGAAGACUGGACCAUUCCAGUGUUGAAAUAGAUCAAUAUUCCUGGUGGCGCCCAACACGAACAAGAUAUGCAGAUGCACCAAACACGCCAAUGCUUAUACCUACAAGACAAAUUGUACUCUACCUGAAGAGAAACUCCCAAAUAUUAUAAACACGACAGAGAACAUGAACAACAAGGUGUCGUAUCAUCUGUUAGAAAAAGGGAUGCAAC
Molecule: messenger RNA, 3863 nt
Organism: Amoebophrya sp. A25
Lineage: Eukaryota; Dinophyceae; Syndiniales; Amoebophryaceae
Source: the annotation of a GenBank genome assembly